UCUAAUUUUGCAAUAAACAAAAUGGAAGAUGGCGGAGGGAGCACGGCAAAGUAUCUUUUCCGAUCGUGGACUUCGAAGGUACAAAUCAAGUCCACAGUUAAACGCAGUCAAAAAGAAUCAAGCCUCGGAAAGGAGUUCUUUGUCAGGUAGCUUCGAGGCACCAAAAUCUUAUGGCACAACGCGAAAUCAACUGCUACCGCAAUGCGACGUAAAAUUGAUUGGUCAUGUGCUGGAAACAACAGACACACUGCAAGGAUUGGCGAUAAAAUAUGGAGUAACGGUUGAGCAGUUGAGAAGAACAAAUAAGAUUUGGGCAAAUGACAAUAUACACUUGUUUAAAAUUCUGAAAAUUCCAGUCAAGAAAGAUUCACCACGCUAUUUGGAAGAACUGGAGGUUUCUGAAGAUGGUACAGAAGAUAGUGGACCAGGUAUUAAUGAUGACAGAACUAUCAAUAAUGGCGUGAAUAGUAGCAAAGGAAAGCAAUGUGGAGCAGCGUGUGAUGGCUCUUUAGAUCAAUCAAAAGAACGAACAUCAGAGGAACAGCACAUUAAAACUGCUUUAAGUUUUCUAGAACAGCUGGAUGCAAGAAUUAAAAGUUCCAAAAAAGAAUCUGAAAAACUAAGGACUGUUUCUGGACCCAAAGUUAUAGCAGACAUGGAAAAAUCAAGUGGCAGUUAUGUUGCAGAAGAUGACUUGUUUCGACCACUGGAAACAGGAUCAUCAAGACGGCAAAGAGGACAGAUACUCGCUUCAAAGAGACAUGUGAAACGAGACAAGACUGCCAUCCAGCAUGAUGACGAUCAGUUCUUUGAGCUCUGAUUGUAUGGGGUGUCACUGAAAUAUGAUUUUGAUGAUGGUGUAGUGUUCUAUGCCAGCUGAAAAAUGCCGAGCUCUUUUUGAGAGCUUAACACCCUAAUAUGGAUUAAAUUUCUACAUGGUUCACAGGUACUUAAUGGUGACAAAAUUUCAGGAAUUUUGAACAUAAACUCAAAGGAAUAAUAUUGGACCAAAUUGUUAUUUAAAUCCCUUUCAGAUUCUCAAGUUGCUCUACAAAAAAUGUUUCUUAGCCAUAUUCUCUAAUAUUAAAUAAUAAAUCACUAAAAUUUAGGAACUUUUUGGCUUUAGCUAAUGACAAAAUAGAAAAAAUACAGUUGAAACCUGCAAUUUUGAACCUCCACUAUUUUGAACCCUAUUUUGAACCCUCAGGGGAAAUGAAAAAUAGUGGGAGUCCAAAAUAGCCGAUAGUAUGACUGAUGGGCAAUUCCAAGGCAAAUGGUGUUGAGUUGAAAAUAAUGGGGAAAUUGAAAAUUAUGGUCAAGUUAGAAUUGGUGGGUCCAACUGUACAUAGAUAGGUUUUAGCAUGAGGAAGUAAGCUGUUACUUGCUCCUUUUACUCUUGCCACCGGCCACAAAACAGGUCUUGCAGCUUUACUAAAUUCAGUGACUCUAAAUGUUCCAAUGCAUGUUUACCUCAGUUAAAUAUUCAACUUUUUUGCCAAACUUUGCAGGUAGAUUGUACUUAUAUCUGCAGGGGUUUCAUUGACUGGCUGGGAGCACGAUUUUGCCGGCCUGAUUUGACAAUCUCGAGAAAAGUUAUAGUUCAAAAAUUGUUGCCUCCCUGUGAAAACAUUAAUGAAACCCCUGAUUCUGUAAACAUUCUUUUCUAAUUGUUUCUUGUUUCAGUGUUGAUUAUCUCAUACUGUCAAAUCCUGGGUGUAACUCGCUCCACCCCCCACAUCAAUGCCCCCUGCUCUUGAUCAUCUCUCCGCUAUUACCAAAAAAUUCUACUUACGAGUCCCCUCUCUCCCAUUCAGGAUGUAAACUCUCCCGGUUAUACAUCUAACCCCAUCCAAAAACCCCUUUCGAAGUUGUAUGAGCCCACUGGGCUGUUAUCGCUAGAUUUUACAGUAUGCCUUUGAGCAAUUGAUGACUUGGCCAGAUAAAUAAUGAUCAUUGUAGACAGCUGCUGUAGAUGUCGGCAGCCUGCUCUCGGAAGAAAGAUAGGAAAGAUGGUUAUAGCAUUGUUUGAUUCUAGGUGGCAGUGGUAGAAUAACUGGACUGGACUCCAGAACAUUGACUUAUGCUCACACCCUUUAAAACAGAAUGAACAGUGAAUUUUUGUUAAUAGUGAGUGUGUAUAACAAUGCUAGGAAGUAAAUACUUAACUUCCUUGAAUGCCAUCAAUUUUAAUAUAUUUUUACAUGAAUAAAUAGGUGGAAUUCACCAGAUGAAAGUAUACUGUAUUUAGCUAUUUUUAUAUUGUUAUGUCAUGUAAUUGUGUAAAUCUGGCCAAGUGAAGGAACUCGACAGCUAUUAAUGAUAUUUAAUAAAGAAACCAACACCUUAAAUUGCAUUGCUAUAGUAUAACAUUAUUGGUAUAUGAGCACAUUAUUGAUUAGAACCAUUUGGACUUUCUGCACACAGUGACUGGUUCAUUAUUUUUUUGGGUUAUAUCAUGCUGUAGUUAACUUUUUUAAAAUGUGAUUAAUUCUUGAUCUGAGCUAUUUCACCUAUAUGUGGUUCAUUUCUUCUAGUUAUUUGACUUUAGUAAUUACCACAUAUGGUUGAAAUAAAAUAAAAUUAACAUUGACAUCAACAUUUAUAAAACUAUGAUGAAGCAACUAUUAACCCAUCGGAGAAACCUUGAGAAGAAAACAAUUUCACUAUUUUGUUUCUUCUCAUACUCUCAGAUGCUUCCAUCACUUUCUUAAUGUAUGCCAGUAUGAUACUUUUACUAUAUUUUGUACACUAUAACUGCAUGUUCUCUCAGCCAAUCAGAACAUGCAUAACUACCACGGUAACUUAAAGUUUGACACAACGUUUGCACACAAUCAUCUGCAAGGAUUUAUUUUGUACCAUAAUAAUAUUAUGAUUAAUAUAUAGUCAGAAAAAAUAAUUUAUGGACAAUCGAUUGCAAUCACUGGUUUGAGAAAGUAAUUUUUCUUUUUUGUCUUCAGUGAGGUAUCUUUGAGAUCGUUUUAUCUUUAGUAGUGAAAUUUGUAACUGUUUUGGUUGGAUGAUGUGAUAAAUCAAUGUUAUGAAUGGCUUUGUGUUACA
This is a messenger RNA of Orbicella faveolata, 3057 nucleotides long. RefSeq names its product lysM and putative peptidoglycan-binding domain-containing protein 1-like. The record is from RefSeq and is a predicted model, not a curated record. NCBI's taxonomy places the organism in Eukaryota, Metazoa, Cnidaria, Anthozoa, Scleractinia, Merulinidae.